Molecule: messenger RNA, 1721 nt
Organism: Mollisia scopiformis
Lineage: Eukaryota; Fungi; Ascomycota; Leotiomycetes; Helotiales; Mollisiaceae
Product: SURF6-domain-containing protein
Exons: 3
Coding region: 128-1678 (516 amino acids)
Biological process (GO): ribosomal large subunit biogenesis; ribosomal small subunit biogenesis
Cellular component (GO): nucleolus
Molecular function (GO): RNA binding; DNA binding
Source: RefSeq, a predicted model, not a curated record
UGCACAUUGACCUUCGACAACGAUUGCAUCUGCGCCCAAAGAUCACGAAGCGGAGCAUUCUGAAUGUGUAUGCUGUUUGCCAAGUCCUUAUUCACAAUCACGAGCAAUUAGAGAUCUGGUGAUUGUUAUGGCGGAGAGUUCUCUCCAGGACCGUUUGCGUGAACACGCAGCUGCAUUCGACGGCUUGCUGUCCCUCAUUCCAGCAAAGUUCUAUUAUGGCGAAGACACCAGUGAUCAAUGGAAGAAGAAAAAGCAAACCAAAGAGCAAGCAGCCGCAGCCCGACGCGCAAAACUCGAUCCAGAUUCUGCCAAGACUGCCAAAGAUGUUAUGGAUGAGCGAGCACGGAAGAGGAAGCUGGAAGAACUGGAAGAAUUGGGAGGAUCUGAUAUAGAGGGUGUGGAGAAAGAACAGCCAAAGGAGGGUAUGAAGCAGCCACAAGGGAAAAAGGCCAAGAAACAGAAGACCUCGGAUACGCAAGACACCCCAAAGACAGGGAAGAAGCAACAGGCGACUCCAGAUGAGAAACGAAAGCUUAAGCAGGAGCGGAAGAAAGAGAAGAAGUUGCAUAAGAAGGAAAAGGAAAAUCCAGCGGUUGACGAACCCGCAAAUGCGCCAAUCUCGAAACCUACGGCCUUAGAACAACCCGAAGAAUCAGACCAAGAUGCUAUGGACGAGGAAAACGGAGACCUAGCCAUGGUUGACAAUGUCGACCAGUCUGGUGAGAUGGCACAUUUCGAAGCCGACGGUCUAGAAGAAAAGCCCGAGCAGCAUGAAUCUGCCUCCCCCAGUCCUACCUCACCAUCACCUACCUUCGACAACCCCACAGAACCUAGCACCAACACCUCGACAUCAUCCGUCAUCCCUCCUGCCACUGCUCCAAAACACAUCAAACUCCCCACAGACCCGGAAUUGCUUAGAUCAAGACUGAAUGCCCGGAUAGAGGCUCUAAGAGCUGCACGAAAGGCAGACGGACCAGAUGGACGCCCGGCUCGAAAUAGACAAGAGCUCCUCGAAGCCAGGCGGAAGAAGGAAGAGCAACGUAAGGCUCACAAGAAGGAGCUUCGAAUGAAAGCCAAAGUGGAGGAAGAUGCACGUCGGGAAGCUGCUCUUGCAUCUGCACGAGACUCACCCGUGUCCAGCAUGAUGAGCCCCGCCAUACAUUCUCCAGACCACAACUUCUCUUUCGGACGCGUUUCAUUUGCCGAUGGUCAAGAACUCGCGGAAAAUCUGACAUCCUUGAAGAACGCACCCAGGAAGCGGGGACCACAAGAUGCUGCUACAGCAUUUCGUGCUACCGAGACCAAGAGACAGCGAAUUGCUGGACUCGAUGAGGAGAAAAGAGCCGAUAUCGAGGAGAAGGACUUAUGGCUCAAUGCUAAGAAGCGGGCACAUGGUGAAAAGGUUCGGGAUGACACUUCCUUACUCAAGAAGACCUUGAAGCGGAAGGAGAAGUCCAAGAAGAAGAGUGAGAAGGAGUGGACAGAGAGGAAGGAAGGAGUUGCCAAGAGUCAAGCGAUGAAGCAGAAGAAGCGAGAGGAGAAUCUUCAGAAGAGACGAGACGAAAAGGGUACAAAGGGCAAAGGCAAGGGGAAGGGGAAGUCGGUCAAGUCCAAGAAGCCAAAGGUUAAGAGCAGACCAGGCUUUGAAGGCAGCUUUGGUUCUGGCAAGCGAAAAUAGGAGCGAUGUAGUUAAUCGUUGCUGGCAAUAUUAUGUAAAUGUG